Scomber japonicus (chub mackerel) is the source of this 2196-nucleotide messenger RNA. It is a transcript of the gene comp, whose product is annotated as cartilage oligomeric matrix protein. The transcript is spliced from 18 exons. Gene Ontology annotation, cellular component: extracellular region. Gene Ontology annotation, biological process: cell adhesion. The record is from RefSeq and is a predicted model, not a curated record. Gene Ontology annotation, molecular function: calcium ion binding. NCBI's taxonomy places the organism in Eukaryota, Metazoa, Chordata, Actinopteri, Scombriformes, Scombridae. Bases 1 to 2196 code for a protein of 731 amino acids.
AUGCUGCGGUUUCUGGUGCUGACCUGUGCGCUCUGCUUAGGAAGACACACUGCCGCAGGACAGAGAGAUGGUGAAAUUAUUAGUCAGAUUAAAAUGACGAACCUCGCCCUGGCUGAGAUUAAAGAGCUUCUGAAACAGCAGGUAAGAGAGAUAGUAUUCCUGAAGAACACAGCGAUGGAGUGUGAAGCCUGCGGGAUGGGAGGAGUAAAGCCUCGUCCUUCCUGUGUGCCCAACCCCUGCCACCCAGGGGUGAAGUGCAUGGAGACAUCUCAGGGUGUAAAGUGUGGCCCCUGUCCUGAUGGCACGGUGGGCAAUGGUACCCACUGCACGGACGUGGAUGAGUGUACUGUGAUGCCAUGUCACAUGGGCGUGCGCUGUAUCAACACCUCCCCAGGUUUCCGCUGUGGUUCCUGCCCUGCAGGGUACACCGGCCCCCAGGUGCAGGGCGUCGGCAUCGCCUAUGCUACCGCCAACAAACAGGUGUGCAAGGAUAUUGAUGAGUGUGAAAGCCCCAACAGCGGAGGUUGUGUGGAGAACUCAGUCUGCAUGAACACCCCAGGCUCUUUCAGGUGUGGUCCAUGUAAGCCGGGCUAUAUUGGUGAUCAGAGACGUGGCUGUAAGCCUGAGAGAGCUUGUGGGAAUGGCCAGCCAAACCCCUGCCAUGCCAGUGCUGAGUGCAUCGUCCAUCGAGAAGGAACCAUUGAAUGCCAAUGUGGAGUCGGGUGGGCUGGAAACGGCUACCUCUGCGGCCCUGACAUUGACAUCGAUGGUUUCCCCGAUGAGAGACUGGCCUGUCCUGAGAGGAACUGCGCCAAGGAUAAUUGUCUCACUGUGCCAAACUCUGGUCAAGAAGAUGCUGACGGUGAUGGAAUUGGAGAUGCCUGUGAUGAGGAUGCAGAUGGGGACGGGAUCCUCAACACACAGGAUAAUUGUGUGCUGGUGCCCAACAUAGACCAGAGGAACAUCGAUGAGGAUGACUUCGGCGAUGCCUGCGACAACUGCCGUGCUGUCAAAAACAGCGACCAAAAGGACACAGAUGUGGACAAAUUUGGUGACGAGUGUGAUGACGACAUUGAUGGGGAUGGAAUUCCCAAUCACCUGGAUAACUGCAAAAGGGUUCCCAACACUGACCAGAAAGAUCGUGAUGGGGACAAAGUGGGAGACGCCUGCGACAGCUGUCCAUAUGAUCCCAACCCUGACCAGAUGGAUGCGGACAACGACUUGAUUGGAGACCCUUGUGACACCAACAAGGACAGUGAUGGAGAUGGUCACCAAGACUCUCGAGACAACUGCCCAGCAGUCAUCAACAGCUCCCAGCUAGACACUGACAAGGACGGCAAGGGAGAUGAGUGUGAUGAUGACGAUGACAAUGAUGGCAUCCCAGACCUGCUGCCACCUGGUCCUGAUAACUGCCGUCUGAUCCCCAACCCUCUGCAGGAGGACUCUGAUGGCAACGGUGUGGGUAAUGUUUGUGAGAGGGAUUUCGACAAUGACACAAUCAUCGAUACCAUAGACGCUUGUCCUGAAAACGCUGAGGUCACACUCACCGACUUCAGGGAGUAUCAGACCGUUGUUUUAGAUCCAGAGGGAGAUGCACAGAUCGAUCCUAAUUGGGUGGUGCUGAACCAGGGAAGAGAGAUAGUCCAGACGAUGAAUAGUGAUCCUGGGUUGGCUGUUGGUUACACUGCUUUCAGUGGCGUGGACUUUGAAGGAACAUUUCAUGUGAACACGGUCACGGACGACGACUACGCAGGAUUCAUCUUUGGGUACCAGGACAGCUCCAGUUUCUACGUGGUGAUGUGGAAGCAGGUGGAACAGAUCUAUUGGCAGGCAAACCCGUUCAGAGCUGUAGCAGAACCCGGUAUACAGUUGAAGGCUGUCAAGUCAAACACUGGUCCAGGUGAGAACCUGAGGAACGCCCUGUGGCACACUGGUGACACAAGUGACCAGGUGAACCUGCUGUGGAAAGAUGCUCGCAAUGUUGGCUGGAAGGACAAGACGUCCUAUCGCUGGUUCCUGCAGCACAGACCUGCUGAUGGCUACAUCAGGGUUCGUUUCUAUGAGGGCACUCAGAUGGUGGCAGACACAGGUGUCAUCAUAGACACUACGAUGAGAGGAGGCAGACUGGGAGUCUUCUGCUUCUCUCAGGAGAACAUCAUCUGGGCCAACCUACGUUACCGCUGCAACGGUGAGUGA